This is a messenger RNA of Poecile atricapillus (Black-capped chickadee), 388 nucleotides long. It is a transcript of the gene MRPS21, whose product is annotated as mitochondrial ribosomal protein S21. Bases 81 to 344 code for a protein of 87 amino acids. The record is from RefSeq and is a predicted model, not a curated record. Gene Ontology annotation, cellular component: ribosome. The transcript is spliced from 3 exons. Gene Ontology annotation, molecular function: structural constituent of ribosome. Gene Ontology annotation, biological process: translation. NCBI's taxonomy places the organism in Eukaryota, Metazoa, Chordata, Aves, Passeriformes, Paridae.
UCUUCCCAACGGAAGUUCCGCCACAGCAGCUUCCGGUCCGGGCGCGGAGCGGCGGCGGCUCCACCGGGGUCAGCGCGGCCAUGGCGAACCACCUGCGCUUCGUGGGCCGCACGGUGAUGGUGCAGAACGGGAACGUGGAGGCGGCGUUCGGCGUCCUCAACAGGAUCCUGGCUCAGGACGGCGUGGCCGAUGCCGUGCGGCGCUCCCGGUACUUCGAGAAGCCGAGCCGGGCGCGGCGGCGGCGCGCGUUCGAGGCGUGCCGGCGGGUGUACUGCGCCGAGAUGGCGCGCAGGAUCGCCUUCCUGGCGCGGAGCAGCCGCCAGGACCCGUGGCUGGGCUGCUAAGGGGGGCAGCCCCAAUAAAACCCUGUCGCUCUGCUCCCCGUUAA